AUGGCUCCCAUUGCCGUCUCACCAAAAGCAGCGCCUGCUGCACCUGCUACCAAGCACAUUGCGCACAAGAAAGACGCUUCGACUCGCUUCGCAUCCUUCGAUGUGACAGCCCAGACCUUCUACCGCUCACCCGACGGGUGUUGCGCUGCCAUCGUCAACCUCAAGCCCAUCGUGCCUGGUCACGUGCUGGUCAUCCCCACCACCCCAUACCACCGCCUGUCAGAGGUUCCAUCCGAAGUCGUCAGCUCGCUGUUUCAGAGCGUGCAAGAGAUCUCACGUGGACUGGAACAGGUCUUUGAGGCCGACGCACUAACGAUCAGCGUUCAGGAUGGCGAAGGGGCCGGACAGACGGUGCCGCAUUUGCACGUGCAUAUCUUGCCCCGCAAGACGGGGGAUAUCGAGCCAAACGAUCUGAUCUACGCUCACCUGGACCAGUGGGGCUUUGACAUCAAGAAGCUGCUCGCCACGGGUCAGGAGCGUAAAGUAGAUGCGGACGAGGAUCGCAAGCCUCGAACGAGUCAGCAGAUGCGCGACGAGGCUGCAUUCCUCAGCACCUUCUUCACAGGCGGCAGAUUCGACCCCACCAUCGUACCGACUUCGACUAAAAGACCCGCCGAACUUGCUCAGACAGCCCCUGAAAAGCGGACUCGCACCGACCGCCUCCCUGUAACACUGCUCAGCGGCUUCCUCGGCGCCGGCAAGACCACACUCCUCGAACACAUCCUCACCUCGCCCAAACACGGUCUCCGCGUCGCGGUCGUGGUCAACGACAUGGGCGCACUCAACAUUGACGCCUCCCUUCUCUCGAACCAUCGAGUCACCCAAGCGGAAGAGAAGGUGGUGCAGAUGCAGAACGGGUGCAUCUGCUGCACUCUGCGUGGGGACUUGCUCGAAGAGGUAGCGGCUCUGGCGGCGGACGGCGAGAUCGACUAUCUGCUCAUCGAGAGCACCGGGAUCUCGGAACCGAUGCAGGUGGCCGAGACGUUUUCCGAGGAGUUCGCCUCGAUGUAUACCGAGAUGGCGGACGACAUGGAGGGCGAUGAGAAGGUGGCAGCCAUUCUGAAGCAGGGUGGAUUGCCGGCGGUCGCGCGGCUCGAUACGUGCGUGACCGUCGUCGACGCCGUCAACUUGUUCAACGACUUCAACACGGUCGACUUCCUCGUGGACCGACACAAGGAUGACCACGAAGUCCCUGAAGAGGACGACAGGAACAUCUCGGACCUCCAAACCGACCAGCUCGAGUUCGCCAACGUCAUCCUCAUCAACAAGUGCGAUCUCGUCAGCGAGGCCGAGGUGGAGCGAAUCGUGGCUUUCGUGCGACUCCUCAAUCCGGAGGCCAAGAUCAUCCCAACCACCCGCAGUCGCGUCGAUCUCGGGGAGAUUCUGAACACGAACCUGUUCAACUACGAGAAGGCUGCCCUCGGCGCAGGAUGGCUCAAGAGCCUGAACGAGGAGAUCAAGCCCGAGACGGAGGAGUACGGCAUCGGCAGCUUCGUUUAUCGUGCUCGUAGACCCUUCCACACCGCGAGACUGUGGGAGACGAUCCGCGAGGUGUUUGUGGUCAUUCAGAGCGAGUACAUCGACGACGGCGAGGACGAAGACGAUAAUAUGGACGAUUCGGCAUCGGACGACGCAUCCCAAGACAUGGACGUGGAAGACGAGAUAGAAGCGCAACCGCAGCUCAACCCGCAGGCACGACUUGAAGCCAAGAACGCCAGCUCGACCUUCGGGCCCUUGUUGCGAUCCAAAGGCUUCGUCUGGCUGGCUACACGACCGCUGAUGUUCGGCGAGUGGUCCCAGGCUGGAAUCAUGCUCACGCUUCAAGGUGGUGCACGAUGGAGGUGCGAGCUGAACGAAGAGAUGUGGCCUCAGGAUAAGGAGAUUGUAGAAGCGAUCAAGAAGGACUUCCAAGGUGACUGGGGGGAUCGAAGGCAGGAGAUCGUGCUCAUCGGAAAGAGUAUGCGCGAUGGAGGUGAAGAGAGGCUGCAAGCUGCGCUUGAUCAGUGUCUGCUGACAGACGAAGAGAUGCAGCAGUGGGAAGCGAUCAUGAAGGAUGACAACCUCGGUAGCAUCGGAGAGAAGCAGCAGAGGUUGCAAGAGAUCUUCGAGGAUGGCUUCGAGGACUGGCCGGAUCAUGAGGAUCCUGAAGGUCACGAAGGCCAUACCCACUGA
This is a messenger RNA of Kalmanozyma brasiliensis GHG001, 2172 nucleotides long. Its product is annotated as Histidine triad (HIT) protein. The coding region runs from base 1 to 2172 and encodes 723 amino acids. The transcript has a single exon. The record is from RefSeq and is a predicted model, not a curated record. Gene Ontology annotation, molecular function: catalytic activity. Lineage: Eukaryota; Fungi; Basidiomycota; Ustilaginomycetes; Ustilaginales.